UUUAAGGCGGACUCAAAUAAGCGUUGCACCUCGUGUUUUUUGUUUACUUUCGCCAGGAGGUUAGCCAGCCCUGCUAAAGAUUGACUAAAAGCGAUUUAAAGAACUGGAGUUUUCCCCCUAGAAAAAGGAUGAAGCCCGCGGUGGACGAGAUGUUUCCGGAAGGAGCUGGACCCUACGUGGAUCUGGACGAGGCAGGGGGCAGCAGCGGCCUGCUGAUGGACCUGGCAGCCAACGAGAAAGCCGUUCACUCAGAUUUCUUUAAUGACUUUGAGGAUCUGUUCGAUGAUGACGACCUGCAGUGAUCACAGCGUCUGAGCAUCUUUUCGGGAUCCUGAAGACGUGUACAUAACAGAAACGAAGAAAAUGUCUCUUUUAUUUGUAUAGCCUUUCUCAUAUUAGUGGUUCAGUAUGCUAUUAAAAUAAAGAAUUUAUGUUUUCACGGAUAA
Fundulus heteroclitus (mummichog) is the source of this 446-nucleotide messenger RNA. RefSeq names its product COP9 signalosome subunit 9 (gene cops9). Gene Ontology annotation, biological process: negative regulation of protein neddylation. Bases 129 to 302 code for a protein of 57 amino acids. Lineage: Eukaryota; Metazoa; Chordata; Actinopteri; Cyprinodontiformes; Fundulidae. The transcript is spliced from 3 exons. The record is from RefSeq and is a predicted model, not a curated record.